This is a messenger RNA of Anisakis simplex (herring worm), 429 nucleotides long. The record is from the annotation of a GenBank genome assembly. Lineage: Eukaryota; Metazoa; Nematoda; Chromadorea; Rhabditida; Anisakidae.
AUGCAUAAGCCACUGGAUUUUGACCCCGCUAAUAAUGUGAGUGCUGAGAUCGAUUCGGAUUCGAUACGUUUUUCUAGUGGUUCUGCGGAGAUUAAGGAUUUUUUUACUCGUUCGGGUAAGAUCUUAGGAUUCUCCUGCCCGAACGUUACACGCGUUAUGUGUACUGAUCAACUGAGUGCGAUCCGAACAGCACAGCCUCUCGGUAAACGGCGAAUCGUCUCGGCACCGAUAACUCAGAGGUACGGCAUGGAACCGGUAGUUGUGGCUGCUUGGCGGUUGGGCUCGACGCCCGUUCGAGGAGGAAUGUUUUGCACGAGAUCGAGUGGUGUGACGAUGGUAUUGAUAUCGCGAAAUCAAUUCAGUGAUAGCAAAUCUCAACGAAAAGAGGACACUACCCAAACUCAUCGAUCUCUCCCCGAACAUCAAUGA